AAACUCCAUAGUCAGAUAUCUGCCAGUCAAUAUUUUUGUUUACAUUUCGCGGUAUGACACAAUUUACAGAGUCACGGUCCAUAAAUCUGAGAUAAAAUCUCGGCGAACACAUGGAUUUGUGUACAGUGUUAGGACAAGGGCUGCCUGCAACGUGCUCCUCAGGACAAACUUAGCACACAACAAACAGGUCCAGUGAGCGACACAAACUUAACUAGCUAGGUAACGUUACUGUUGUGUGCCUGCUGGUAUCAACUGGAAGAAAAUAGUGCAUGACUGACAGCAGCACUGAAAUGAUCCAUACUACUCCAGGGGCAGUGGGUCUUGACCCUGCCGUGCUGAGAGACCAACUCUUCGAACUAUGGAACUGGAAAGAUCUGCAGACGCUACGUUUGGCUGCCCUCCAGGGAUUUUCAAAGCUGUCUGAACCUCUGGAGGCUUUACUAACAAUCCUGGAGGGUUGUCCAGGCAAACAGAAGGGUCGGAGCCACACCCUCAGUCAACACAUCCUCAUGGAAUUCCAGACAUGGAUAAAGGAACAUCCUCAGGUGACCCUGAGCUCACUCUCAGAGCAGCAAGCAACAGCGCUUCAGCGGCGGGCUCUGAGCCUACUAACAGAUACCCAGCCCAGCUUCGUAGACGGUCUCAUAAACAUCUACCAACUGAGCUCCGUGGAUCCAGCCACACUCCAACUCUACAUUGUGAGGUUGCAGGCUCUUCACUGCUACAAAGAGGCAGCAGUGCUCAGCAUAAAGCUGAAGUUACAGAAAGAACUUAAUAUGGAGGAGAUGUGCAUACCACUUAUUUUGCAAAAUAGGUUGCCAUUGGCAGAGUCCUUCGUCACAGGCCACAGCCAUCUAGAACAACAACUGGUCACACUGUUAGACUCGUGGUGCCAUUCCAGCUUCAGUGUGGACGAGAUAAGCAGGCAGUUCCCUCGCUUCUCUCUCACCAAACAGUGCAUGAGCCAGAUCCAGCCCAAGAUACUCACCAAACAUGUCUUCAGACUCAUGGAGAAAUUCAACAUCGACCAAGGACUGUGUCCCAAUGCUCUUCACAAGAGGAGAUUGGACUCUUUACGUUUCCUCAUGUACAAGAGAUUUGUGGAGAAAAGCAUGACAGAGGAGAACUGGAAUGACCAUGUACAGUACGUGGUGGCAGAUGACCUUGAGCUGCAGAUCCAGUUGGUGGAGAUGUUGGUGAAGUACUGUGGUCUUCAGAAAGCCUCUCAGUGGUCACUGAGAUACAACCUCCCCAGGGAUCGACUACCCUGCGGGGUAUGGGAUAAACAGCAGAGUCUACCCCCUCAUUUACAACAGAUAGGUGCAUGUGGUUCAGCACAAACUGAGGAGUGGAUACUGUCUCAGUCUCACUGUCAGAAGUUCUACCAGGUGCCUCUCACCAAAGACAAGGUUCAUUUUGUGGACUCACUGGAAGCUCUUCAGAGAUGUCGAAACAUUGUGCUGAAGGAAGGUGCUAUAGUAGGAGUUGACAUGGAGUGGCAACCCACUUUUGGCUGUAUCAUAACCCAGAGAGUUGCCCUGAUACAGCUUGCAGUUUCGGACCAGGUUUUCCUAUUAGACCUUUGUGCUAAUGGCUUUUGUCAACACCCAGACACUAUUAGUUUCAUCAGGGCCUUAUUCUCUGAAAGAAACAUCCUUAAACUGGGUUAUGGUAUGUCAGGGGAUCUCAAGUGCCUCUUGGCCACCUGGCACCAGCUUUCAGAGGAGCCACUCCAGAUUGAGGGAAUGCUUGAUCUUCUUAAUAUACACCAAAAGAUCCAGCGUCAAAAGGUCCACAGGACUCAAAACGGACCUAAAGAGGUGCUGGUAGGAGAGGACUCUGCAGAGAAAGGCUUCAGUCUGCUGGCACAACAGGUUCUUGGAAGGCCCCUAGACAAGACCGAGCAGAUGUCCAACUGGGAGAAACGGCCACUGCGCAUCAGCCAAAUUAGAUAUGCAGUGGCAGAUGCCUACUGUUUGCUGGAUGUGUACUCUGUCCUCUCCAGCAACCCAGCUCACUUCGGGCUACCAGCUGACCUGCGCAGCGUCUCGUCAGGCCGGUCAGAGAAGAGUGGGGACGAGAAGCAGAAGGAGAACCAGGCCAAGCAAAUCAAACAGCCCCUUGGCAAAGAGGAAUGUCAGGGGGCUCAAAGGGUCAGUCCCCCUCGCUCCGAAUCUGAGAAAAGCCUCCUGUGUGGCGAGAAGCCCUCAGAAGACAACCCCCCUCUGCCCCCCCAGCAGUUGCGGGUGGUGUGUGACAACAUGCUGCAGGGACUCGGGAGGUACCUGCGCUGUUUAGGAGUGGAUGUGGUCAUGUUGGAGAACACUGAUGAUCACAGAGUAGCAGCAAAGUUGGCACAAGCUGAAGGCCGGGUCAUACUCACAUGUGGACAGCCGUUCCAAAGUUUGCGGUCCCAGGUCAGCGAGGGUCGCUGUCUGUCCCUUGACUGUUCAGAAAAAGCCAGAGACCAGGCUGUUAAAGUCCUCAGACACUUCAAUGUCCAGCUCACUCGUGGUGAUAUAUUCAGCCGCUGCCAGGCUUGUAACUGUGAUCAGUACGUGGCAGUGCCCAGAAAUGACAUGGUCAGGAUGCUUCAACAGAAAGGAUUCCUGCAGGACCAGGACAUCACUGACCACGCACAGCAACAGGAAGAGGAGAAGCUCGGUGACAUUCUGACCUCCAGUGUGACCCCUGAAAUCCCCAGGUAUGUUCAGUGUCAGUGGGCCCCCCUCUCAGGGCUGGACCCCGACACCCUGACCUUUCCCGGGGGUGCACCCGUACAGCUCCACACUGUGCCCCCUGCCCUCCUGCCGAGGAUACCACUCUUCUAUGUCUGCACCAGAUGUGGCAAGGUGUUCUGGGAAGGCUCCCACUUUGGCCGCGUCCUCUCUAUGUUUCAGGACGUCUUACACAUAACAGACGAGAACACUGAUUCGGCUUCGGCAGCACAGCAGAACUGACGGAUGUAGAGCUAGUUUAAUGGUUCCUCAAACAUCGUAAAAUUUUUUGAAACAUUUAGAACCCGGCUGUCAUAAAAUCCAAUUAAAUUGGCUCAUAUAUGAGUUUUAUUUUUAUAUUUUCUAAUUGAUGAUAGAAGAAAUUCAUUUUCAAUUAACAAAUCGUUUAGAUAAAAAUUAGGUGCUAAGUAAACGGUAAUCCCACUGGCCCUCUAUGAUGUUUAUUUUUUAUUGUUUUUAAACCUAAAUCAACCAACUGUGCUGAGAGGUCCUGUUCACCAUCUGGAAAUAAAAUUUGAAAGUUAUACCAGAAAGGAUGAUGUAAAAUCACAAGUUCUUUUUAGGUGCAUAUAGUUUUGACAGUUUUAAAUCCAUUUUGUUUAUAAGAGUUUAAAACACACUGACCCAAAGACAGGUCACACGAUGAUCAUGUUUUGACUUGGUCAGUUUUUGUUGUUGAUUGUUUUCACUGUUAUAUCACAUUUAUGGUGAUUUGUAGGCUGGAUCUUAUUAAGAUCAUUUGAAUUGUUCCUCAAUUCCUCAUUUCUUCACUAAGAAUUUAUAUCAUCAAUCUAUAAAGUGCCACGUUUAAGUGGAAACCAGUCACUGUAUGUAAAAAUGGAUGACGCGUCUCUGCUUAUACCCACUGUACAAAAAUGAAACCAAGGUUUCCUGAAUACAGCCACGAUAAACUAACAUUCAUGCUGGUCUAUACAAUCAUCCCAGCCCUCCCUCCUGCGUUUCCAUGUGGUACAAUUGUGGGCGCUGCUGUCGCAAAGACACCUAGAUCACUUUCUGUUUUCCUCUGAGCCAAGCAACUGACACAAUAUCCACAGAUAGUUUGGCUGUUCCACUGUCCGCAGUUUCCACUACUGGGAAUUACUGCAAGGAACUUACACUGACACUCUUUGGUAACAGGGACAGCUACCAAUAGCUACCACAGAAACAAAAGCACUGUCCUCUUUCUGUUUUGUUUUUGCAAUGGUGAAUGCACUUUAUCCAAAUCGAGCCUUCAUUUUCCUGGGAGAUUUUAUCGUGUGACAGACAAAAUUGCAUAAUGAAAGAGUGGCUUAUAGGAAUCUUAACACUGAUGGUGCCAUUAUUCGAUAGCACAUUUACUUCACAAUAAUAAGUUCAAGUUAAAAACCUGUUUAUUUCCACUUUUUUCUCCAUUCAACAGAAAAAAAAGUUAGUCAAAUGGUGACAGGACUUCAUUAUUUGGUGUUGAUAUCAGUCUCUGGUACUGUAUAUUUUCAUUCUCUGGGUUUGCAUUUGUACAAUGUUUAAUUAUUUAGCUUGAAGCUGAAUAUGUGUUAAUAAAGUGCAACUCAUUUCAUUUGUUAA
Messenger RNA from Plectropomus leopardus (leopard coralgrouper), 4301 nucleotides. Lineage: Eukaryota; Metazoa; Chordata; Actinopteri; Perciformes; Serranidae. The record is from RefSeq and is a predicted model, not a curated record.